Messenger RNA from Parasteatoda tepidariorum (common house spider), 2194 nucleotides. RefSeq names its product TD and POZ domain-containing protein 4. The record is from RefSeq and is a predicted model, not a curated record. Gene Ontology annotation, molecular function: protein binding. NCBI's taxonomy places the organism in Eukaryota, Metazoa, Arthropoda, Arachnida, Araneae, Theridiidae.
GACUCUCGGUGGCUUUGCAUUAACUUCAUUUAAAUACGAUGAAGUGUCAUAUUGCAUUUAAAUAUCUGCUCAUUCUCAGCAAAUAGCGAAACAAGAGAUAAAUAAAUUUUAAAAAAGUGAUACAAAAUGAUAAGCUUUAACAGCAUCACUCAUGCUUUUAAUGAUAACUCUGAUAGGGGUGUUCUCAUUUUGUUCUGGUGGCUUAAAGCUUAUUAUUAUGUAAUCGCAUAACUGACAUGAAGCAACCUUCUUUUCAUUCAUAUUAUUUCUGUUCAUCGUUCUAUUUUAAAAAUAUGGCUGAUGACAAAAAAAGCCAAUUUAUCUUUACUUGGAAAAUAAAAAAUUGUUUGACCUGGAAUAGCGCGGAAAAAAUUUCCAGUCCGAUAUUUGUAGUGGAUUUUCUUGUCGUACAAGAAUGGUAUUUAGAUUUCUAUCUAAAUAAAUAUUGCGAUGAGAAAAGACGUUUCACAGAAUGUUUUUUGUCAAGGAAAAAAACAGAUUUAUUUAGGCAAACAGUGCUCCUGAAUUAUAGAAUAGAAUUUGUUGACAUAAAUGAUCAAGUUUUAAACAGUAAAUCUUCCGAAAUGGAGUUUAAAAAUAAUGGAUCAUGGGGUUGGGAUAUGAUUGAAGUUGAGCAACUAUAUGAAAGUAUGAAAACUUGGAGCGAAGAUACCUUGACGAUUCGUUGUACGAUAACAAGUCUUGAGAACACUGAGAAACCUCUAAGAACAGAGUGCGAUGCUCUUACUAUUAUAGAUGUCGAUUCAUGUGCUUUUAAAUGGGAUCUUUCAAACUUUGGAUUUCUAAACUCUACUGAUAGUGUAACAUUGCCAUAUUUAGAUUCUUCUGACUUUAAAAUUACUAUAAGUGCGCCAGAGAAGAAUGUUACUAUUAAUAUGCAGGUAUUAAAAGAGGAAUUAUUAAACGAAUUAAUCAAGAUUAAAAUAACUUUUCUGAGCGACAUAUGGGGAGAAAUAGCUUCUAAGUGCGAUGUACAUACUUUUGAAUCGAUGGAGCCAUGGCAAUAUCCAACAUUUGUAGCUAUGGAAGAUUUGAAAUUAGCAAACGUUGUUUCAACUCGACGCAAAUACACAUUCAUUUCCGAAUAUGCCGUUUCAAAAGCAAAAAUUGCUUCAUCAACUAUCCAAAGAUACAUUCACAGAUUAAAUUUCAGUAAAGAAUUCAAUUCAAAGCCAAAAUCUUGUAAUCGUUUGUUGAAUGAUUUUCAGAAACUCUACACCAAUAAAAAAUUUUCAGACGUAAAACUGCGAGCAGAAAAUGAAGAGAUUCUUGCCCACAAAGCUGUCCUAGCCGUUCGAUCACCUGUUUUCUCGACAAUGUUCGAUCAAGAAAUGAUGGAAACUCAAACUGGCACUGUAGACAUCCAAGACGUGGAUAUGAACACUUUGCAUAGCUUAAUAGAGUAUAUAUAUACUGAAACCAUACAUGAUAUGGAUUGCGAGAGUGCAUUGAAACUGUUAUUAGCAGCUGAUAAGUAUCAGGUUCAAUCACUAGUGGAGGAAUGUUCAUCCAUGGUGUUGGGUCACUUGAAUAUAGAAAAUGUAUGUGAAGUGAUCGCUGUGGCUGAUAUGAUUAAUCAUGAAAGUUUGAAGAAUAUAGUACUAAACUAUAUGUUUGGUAAUGCUACACAAGUUUUAGAGACAACUAGCUGGUCUGAAUUGAUUGAAAAUAAUGUGAAAUUAGCUUCUGAUAUUUUGAGCAAAUUAUCAAAAUAUUUUAAGCAUAAAAAACAGCUUGAAGAUAAGCCCUGAUUCUCUGCCUCUACUUCAGUCAAUAGAUAAUGUAGUUUGUUGUCCAAUUUCUCGUUCUGAAAUUCACGAUUUGAAAAACAAUUACAUUUUAUUUGAAUUAGUGCUAAUAUGAUAAGUAAGCAAUUUUAGUUUAUUUAUUGUAUAAGUGCUACUGAAAUUUGUCUUAUUACUGAUGUUAAUGUUUCGCUGUAUACAUUGAAAUUUACGAUUUUACAAAAUUUUAUGCUUUAUUUGUAUCAGACUGUUACUGUUAAAUGUUUCCGAAUGUAUGAAAUUUGAUUUUAUUUGCCUUGUCUUACUAAAGUUUAUUUUUAUAACUGAUCUUUAUUUUCUCCUUCUAUUUGAACUAACUCAUAGAUAUUGUGGUUUGUUGUCUAAUUCUUUGAAUGCUCUGAAUUUAAUAAAAGUGCAACUGAAUUUUA